GCAUUUGUCGUGGAUGAUAGGAAAAUUUUAAGUUUUCGACGAAUGUGAAGAGAACGGGUUGGUGAAAUCCAUCUUUGAAAAUUUUUGGUGGUCGUUCGAAAAUUGUUUGUCUUUUGUUGUGCUAAAAGUGUUUUAAAUAGUAGUAUACGAUCUUUCUUAUAUUGAUUUCAAUUCCAUGUGUCGUUCAAUUCCAAAAACAAUCAUGUGUUUCGACAUCAAGUAGAUGAGCGGGAGUGUGUGCCACACAUCCACUGGAAAGGAGAAACACACAGUACAUUGGUUCCGCAAAGGCUUAAGAUUGCACGAUAAUCCCUCAUUGAAAGAAGGACUGAAAGGAGCCAAAACGUUUCGGUGUGUUUUCGUCCUAGACCCUUGGUUCGCUGGUUCUUCCAGUGUUGGCAUUAAUAAAUGGAGGUUCCUACUUCAGUGUUUGGAGGACUUGGACCGUAAUUUGAGAAAGCUCAACUCGAGAUUAUUCGUAAUCCGUGGUCAGCCGGCGGAUGCUUUGCCGAAAUUAUUCAAAGAAUGGGGCACGACGGCUCUCACGUUCGAAGAAGACCCCGAACCGUUCGGAAGAGUCAGAGAUCACAACAUUACGGCGUUAUGUAAUGAACUUGGAAUAACGGUAGUACAGCACGUAUCGCACACCCUGUACCAUCUUCAACAUAUAAUAGACAGAAAUGGAGGAAAAGCGCCGUUGACAUAUAAUCAAUUUUUGGCGAUAAUAGCUUCGAUGGGUCCACCACCUAAACCAGAACUACCAGUAAAUGCUUCUGUUCUAAAUGGAGCAUACACACCGCUCAAUGAUGAUCACGACGAAAAAUAUGGAGUCCCAACGCUUGAGGAGCUUGGUUUCGACACUGAGGGACUCAAUCCUCCAGUUUGGCAGGGUGGAGAAAGCGAAUCCUUAUCGCGCCUAGAACGCCACUUAGAAAGGAAAGCCUGGGUAGCAUCAUUUGGCCGCCCUAAGAUGACUCCCCAAUCACUACUUCCCUCGCAAACUGGACUAUCUCCUUACCUAAGAUUCGGCUGUUUGUCCACAAGGCUUUUUUACUACCAGUUAACAGACCUGUAUAAAAAGAUCAAAAAAGCGUUUCCUCCGUUAUCGCUGCACGGACAACUGCUGUGGAGGGAGUUCUUUUACUGCGCUGCUACCAAGAAUUCGAAUUUUGAUAAAAUGUUCGGUAAUCCCAUUUGUGUACAAAUUCCGUGGGACAAAAAUGCAGCGGCUUUGGCAAAAUGGGCAAACGGGCAGACAGGAUUUCCAUGGAUAGAUGCUAUAAUGACGCAGUUGCGCCAAGAAGGGUGGAUUCACCAUAUUGCAAGACAUGCAGCCGCUUGUUUCUUAACGAGAGGAGAUCUUUGGAUAUCCUGGGAAGAAGGAAUGAAGGUAUUUGAAGAACUUCUGUUAGAUGCCGAUUGGUCUGUUAAUGCUGGUUCCUGGAUGUGGCUCUCGUGUUCCAGUUUCUUUCAACAAUUUUUUCAUUGUUACUGUCCCGUAAAAUUUGGAAGAAAAGCUGAUCCCAAUGGUGAUUAUAUAAGAAAGUAUCUUCCAGUAUUAAAAAACAUGCCAACUCAAUACAUCCACGAGCCUUGGUUGGCUUCAGAGAAAAUCCAGCAGGCUUCGAAAUGCAUCAUAGGGAAAGACUAUCCUUUACCAAUGGUCAACCACGGAGUCGCCAGUAGAAUAAACAUUCAAAGAAUGAGACAGGUGUACCAACAGCUAGCCAAUUACAAAAUGGUCGAGAAUGCUAGGUUUGAAGUUAAGGAACAGCAGAUUAGGGAAAUUUCUAUUAUAGAUAGCGCUGUUUGAAAUUUUGGAAAGUGUAUUUAGUAGGGUUUUUAACUGUCAAAAUACGCUUACAGCAUUCAAGAUUUCUGACAUCAGGGCGGUGCCAAAACAUUAGAAUACGACUUUUCAUCAUGGUCUUGUUCCUAGUACAGUGAGAAGUUAGGCAUAUUACUUGUGUAUGUUCUUGUUUACUGAACAACUAAUAUCAAGUAAAUCGCUUUUCAUCACUUGCCGAAAUAUAUCAAUUAACAAUAAUAUUAUAGUGUAUAAUCAAUAAAAUAGAUCAUUUAAUAUUUUAAGGUAACAAAUGACAGAUGCAUGUACUGAAUAAUAUUUAAUACGAAUAAAAUGUUAUAUUAUAGGUAUAGCACGAGAUUGUUUAUAAAUAAGGGCUUUGGAAAAGUCUUAAAUGUAUUAUUUUUAGUUAAAAAUUAUUUAUAGCGUGUAUUAAUCUUACACACUCCAUAACGACACGACUUCGUUGAUUCUUUUAGUACAGGUAUCAUAAUAAUAAUUGAAUAAAAAAUUCAUUUGCUAGUUGGGGCAUUAUAUUUUUUAUCGCCAACCGUCACUAAAGUCAUUCAUUAUUGUACUCAUUUGCCCUCAUUUGCGGCAGUAAAGUAACACUUUAUUGUACUGAAAGAAGAAUUUUACUUUACCUGCCGCGAUUAAUCAAAUUAACCGAGAUUGAAUGUAAGUGGUCGAUGACAGUAAUCGAAUGGCGAGUAUUUGAGUGGACUUAAAAUUUAUUUACUUUAAUUAUUAAAAAUAUUGUACGCAAUUUGCGAUAUUAUCAAUUAAAUUUAUGCCAAAAAGUGAAAUUCUGUAGUAUUUUGUAAUUAUAUUCAUAUAAAAUAAACUAAAACUUUACGGAUUUAGUACUUAUUCAAUAUUGAUAACUAUCGAUUAAAAAUCGAAAGCGGCCAUCUUGCAAGUUAUCUGUCAUUACUGCCAUGAAAUUAUUAUGACGUCUAAAAUUUACAAAGUUCUUAAAUUGUAAAUUGCAAGUAAGUGUUAAAACCAAUAUUAAAUUAUGUUGUCAAAUAUUAUUUUAUAUCAAUAAAACAUAUCUUAACCGAUUGUCAAAUAUACCAGCAAACGAGAAGUAAACUCAACCUUCCCAGGGACAUAUCUGAGCUUCUUAGAGACACUACAAAUAUCAACAAUAUCAUACAGUUUUUAACUGAAAUAGGAAUAAAAGACAUUUAAUUGUAACACAAAUUUUUCAGGUAUACUUUUUGUUAGUACAUAUGUAUCUGCUUAAUAUUAUAAUCUCUUUUUAUUUUUAAUAUGUAUUUUCCAUUUUUGUCGUUUAUAACCCCAGUGGUUUGGACGACAUUAAAUUAAAAAAAAAUUAUUAACUAUUUAUAUGGGAAAUAAGCCACAAUUAAAUUGAAAAAAUAAUUUCAUUAACGUUUCAAUAUUGGCAAUAUCAUUUUAAAGUCUUCUACUUUAAAAUGUAUAACAUAUGUCUGAAUUGCCAAUAUAAAUGAGUCAGAUUAUAUAAAUUAUUAGAAGAAUUCUUUACUUAGCAACAACAUUUUUGUUUAUAUUUAGUAGUAUUUUGUAUUUUGACAACGGCACCCGAUUUGGGCGUCGAAACGUUAAUAAAAUGAUUUUUUCAAUUUAAUUGUGGCUUAUUUCCCAUAUAAAUAGUUAAAAAUAAAAAUGCCACAAAGAAAUAGCUUCAGAACAACAUUAAAAAAAAUAUGUUAUCGAUAAAAUUUUGUAUGCACCACGUCAGUAAAGACUCCUUAUCGAGCUCGUCUGUUACUCGCCUCGCUCGCUCUUCUCGUAAUAUCAGACUCGUUCGAUAAAGAGUCACUUUACUGACUUGGUACAUAAACAACUAUUAUUUUAGUAUUUUUAUUUCAAUAACUAUAAUUUAGUAUUUUUUCAUUUUUUAUAUAUUCUUUAUCUAUAAUAUUCUACCCGUAUUAAAUACUAUGUUAUUUUCAGCCUUAAAAUAUUAAAUGAUCUAAUUUAUUGAUUAUAAACUAUGACAAUAUUGUUGUUAAUUAAUAUAUUUCGGCAAGUAAUGAAAACCGAUUGACAUCAUUAAAUGGAAUAAAGAAUUAUAGAUAUAAUUUUUACAGUAAACAAGAACAAUGAAAAAUAUCUCUGAUAAGUAAUGAUGUCUACCUUCUCACUGUAGACUGUAGACGAAACAUGGCCAUGAUGAAAAGUCAUAUUCCAAUUAUUUGGCAAUGCUCUGGCAUCAGAAAUCUUGAAUGAUGUAGGCGUAUUUUUUAGUUAAAAAAACUAUAUCUGUAAAUACAAACGAGAGUUCUUAAUAAUGUUACAGUACCUUACUUAUCAUGUCUUCUGAAUGGCAAUUUCUUUCACUUUCUGUAAAAAUUUUAAAAAUGUCUUACCAAAUAAAAAUAAACGUAUUAUUGUUGUGAAGGUUUUAUAUUUAUUUUCUUAAUGAUAUUCGAUUUGGAUAUAACUCUUUAGGUAUUAUAAUUUAUUCUUGUGUGUCAUAUAAUAAACUAUUUAUUGAAUAAA
Messenger RNA from Diabrotica virgifera virgifera (western corn rootworm), 4300 nucleotides. It is a transcript of the gene phr6-4, whose product is annotated as cryptochrome-1-like. Gene Ontology annotation, cellular component: nucleus; cytoplasm. NCBI's taxonomy places the organism in Eukaryota, Metazoa, Arthropoda, Insecta, Coleoptera, Chrysomelidae. Bases 224 to 1813 code for a protein of 529 amino acids. Gene Ontology annotation, biological process: entrainment of circadian clock by photoperiod; circadian regulation of gene expression; negative regulation of DNA-templated transcription. Gene Ontology annotation, molecular function: FAD binding; DNA binding. The transcript has 8 exons. The record is from RefSeq and is a predicted model, not a curated record.